GUGUCAAAGAUCAUUAUUUGUAACAUUACGGGGAAUGAUAAUACUGUUGUUGACAUACUGCACAUUAUCAAAAGGAGAGCGAUUACUGCAAGUCAGCUAGCUAGUGUGAAAAAAAGGUGACACUCAUUGUUAGUUGGAUGUGACGGUUGUCUAGUGGUGUGAAAGGAGAGGGGGUAUCAGCAGCAGAUGCAACCAGGAAGUGAGUAGGGUGUUUAAAAUAGGCUGAGCUGAGCUGAGUGAACUUCUAUCAUGGAGACAGCAAGCAGAAGAUUCAGCACCUUUGAAUAUAGCUACGGUAUGAGUGGCCCAUAGGAACAUUGGUGAAUUGGAGUUGCUCUGCCAUUACAAUGUCUGUGACAUUGAAGUAUUCCUUUUUGAGUGCUGUGUUCAUUUUAGGACACUGCUUAUAUUAGGAGAGAACUAGAGGGUUGUGUUGAUGAUGCAGACAGGGAAUUUAUACAUGGUUGUUGGACAGAUUUCCUCAAUUCCUCAAACACGUUGUUGAUUUUGUGAAUUGCAUGGUAAACAGAUCAAAUACAGAUGUCAAAUACUUUGAAUAAUUGAGGUGUGCUUGAUUUAGUUUGCCAAAGUGUGCAGUGUAUCCAAUGGAAUAGUCCCAAAAGUGCAAACCCCAAAAUACCAGUAAAUCAAGAGUACCUCAAAUACAAAGCAUUUGAUAUAUGUAUGAAUUUGGACCCAGGUCAGCUGAAUGGUGAACAAUGGUAUUUUCAUGCUUUAUGUUUGACGUUAUCAGUUGAUCAUCCUCUGUGCAUUUGUGGCCUAUGGGAUCAGCUGAGAUGACACCCCCCACCACUAUCCAUAGUGGAGCCAUUAUCCUGAUCCCUAAAUAAUUAACAAAUGUCUGUCGCUAUCUCUCUCUAUCUGUCAAACUUGCUCCAGUUCUGUCUGAUGCUGUAACGAAACAAUAGAGGCCUUGUGUGGGAGGUUCACAGCUAUAAUGGUGUGGUUGGCGAACCCUGCAAGGUGCAAUGAGCCUCCUUGGGGUAGAUACAGAGAGCAUAGGAUUGCUUUAGUCUCUGUGUCUUAUGCUUUCAACAAAGUACGAAAGGGACCUAUUUCUCCCCAUAUUUCAUAUUCGUUCAACAAAGUAUUGUCACUUCAAUAGAACUGCAUUACCAAAAAUAGAGUUUGUGGACAUUUAUCAAAUUAAAGGGAUAGUGUAUGCCAGCAUGCCAACAGAAAUCCACAUUGUUUUGCACUAAGUCAACAAACCCAAAUCUUCAGUGAACUUUCCCUUUAACCAUAUCAGACAUCGUGUGAGGGAAAAAGUGGGUCAAUGUGGUAUGGAACACAGAGAAGCAGGAAGAGGUCGGUAAAGGAAACAGUUGUGCCACAGCGAAGGAGGAAAUACUGGCAACAAAGAGUGUCAUUGACAUUAGAAGGAGCGCUCAUGCAAACCAGGGGUUAGUCAUACACUGAUACCUGCUCCGAAUCGCUUCUGUUACUAUCUUUUCCAAAUGCUUUCAGAUCUAUGCUGUAGAUCUAUGCUGUAGUGGCACAGCGCAGAGUUCAUGAAGAGUGGGUAGGGAGAUAACAUCUGAUCAGACCAUGUCAGACAAUCCCCUGGAAGAGAUCUUUAUAAAACGCUCCCAGCAGAAGAAGAAGACCUCCCCUUUAAACUUCAAGGAGAGGCUGUUCAUCCUCACGCCGGACAAGAUCGCCUACUACGACUAUGAUCUGGACAAAGCGAAAAAGAAGGGGUUGAAAGGCACCGUGGGCAUCGAUAAGAUCAAGUGUGUGGGGACAGUACAGCCGGAGCCCAGUGCCCCCGCAGAGCGCCAGUACCCAUUCCAGAUAAUCUACGAUGAGGGCCCCCUCUACAUAUUCGCCAAGAGCGACGAGGUCCGAAAACAAUGGAUCCACCAGCUGAAGCAUGUGAUGCGCUUCAACAAGGACCUGAUGCAGAAGUACCACCCGUGCUUCUGGAUGGACGGCAUGUGGCAGUGCUGCCAGCAGGAAGUCAAGCAAGCCAUGGGCUGCAGGGUGCUGGAGGCCAAGAAUGUAGGGCUUUCAAAUACUUGUCGGAGGCCGUCCAGAAAACCACUUCCGCCUACGCCAGAAGAGGAGAAACCUUUGAGGCCUUUACCUCCGCAGCCUCCCGAGCAGCCUGCGCUCUCUGCAGGCAUGACGGUGGUCGCUGAGUAUGAGUACACGCCUUCCACACCCCAGGAUCUGGAGCUGAGGAAGGAUGAGGAGUACACCAUUCUGGAGAUGUCUGAUGCCAACUGGUGGAGGGCCAGGGACAAAUACGGGAAGGAGGGAUACAUUCCCAGUAACUAUGUUGUGGAGGCUGGAAAUGAACUGGAAAGGUUUGACUGGUACUGCAAGAGCAUGAACCGCAGCCAGGCAGAGAAUCUGUUGAAGACCGAGAACAAAGAUGGUGGUUUCUUAGUACGAGACUCAAGCAAAGCUGGGAAGUACACCGUUUCUGUGUUCACCAAGGGCGGGGAGACUGCAGGUAGUUGCAGACACUACAACAUUUGCACCACCCAACAAGGCCAGUUCUACUUGGCAGAGAAGCACCAUUUCAGCAGCAUCCCAGACCUCAUUAACUACCACCAGCACAAUGCAGCAGGUAUGGUCAGCAGGCUGAAAUACAUUGUGUCAAGUCGUGCACAAAAUGCCCCUUCCACAGCAGGGCUUGGGUAUGGGGUAUGGGAAAUUGACCCACGCCACCUCACCUUCAUCAAGGAGCUGGGCAACGGGCAGUUUGGAGUGGUGAAGUAUGGGAAGUGGCAGGGCCAGCAUGACGUGGCCAUCAAGAUGAUCAAGGAGGGCUCCAUGUCGGAAGACGACUUCAUAGAGGAGGCCAAAGUCAUGAUGAAGCUCCGCCACGAGAACUUGGUUCAGCUGUAUGGCGUGUGCACCAAACAAAGGCCCAUCUACAUUGUCACAGAGUUCCUCUCCAACGGCUGCCUGCUCAGCUACCUGCGGGAAGGCCUAAAGCAGCACAUGUCCCCUAUCCAGCUCCUGGAAAUGUGUAAGGACGUCACAGAGGGCAUGGCCUACCUGGAGGCUCAGCAGUACAUCCACAGAGACCUGGCAGCCAGAAACUGCUUGGUAGAUACCAAUGGGACCAUUAAAGUCACUGACUUUGGACUGUCAAGGUAUGUCCUGGAUGAUGAGUACACCAGCUCUGCAGGGUCCAAGUUCCCUGUGCGCUGGUCGCCUCCUGAGGUCCUGCUCUUCUGUAAAUUCAGCAGCAAGUCCGACAUCUGGGCUUAUGGGGUCUUAAUGUGGGAGGUCUACACCUUGGGAAAGCUGCCCUACGAACGGUUAAACAACAAUGAGAUAGUGGACCAGGUGUCCCGAGGCCAUCGUCUCUAUCGCCCCCAGCUGGCCAAUGACAGAGUCUUCGCCAUCAUGACCAGCUGUUGGCUGGAUAAGGCAGACGAGAGACCCACCUUUCAGGAGCUGUCGGUGACUGUUCAGGACUUGCUGUAUGAGCUCCAGUAGAUCCAACCACCACAUUCUGAGAUUGAAACACAGUUCACAGACUCAUCCCUCUGGCAGAUACACUUCCUCAUGCAGAGAAGACUGAAGUCUUCAUCGCCUCAGGGCCUCAUCCAUUCUGGGCAUCAUCCAUUGGAGAAGUAGAUCAAACUGUUAAAGAAGUCCUGUGAGAGAGCUGAGAGAUGCUUUAUGGUUGAACAUGGGACUCCCAUGAUGAACUCCAGUAGAUAAAUAAAAUAUUUUCAUUUUAGUCAUUUAGCAGACGCUCUUAUCCAGAGCGACUUACAGUUAGUGAGUGCAUA
Molecule: messenger RNA, 3776 nt
Organism: Coregonus clupeaformis (lake whitefish)
Lineage: Eukaryota; Metazoa; Chordata; Actinopteri; Salmoniformes; Salmonidae
Product: tyrosine-protein kinase BTK
Exons: 18
Coding region: 1570-3477 (635 amino acids)
Biological process (GO): B cell receptor signaling pathway; adaptive immune response; T cell receptor signaling pathway
Molecular function (GO): non-membrane spanning protein tyrosine kinase activity; protein binding; ATP binding
Source: RefSeq, a predicted model, not a curated record